Ilex paraguariensis (yerba mate) is the source of this 363-nucleotide messenger RNA. The record is from the annotation of a GenBank genome assembly. Lineage: Eukaryota; Viridiplantae; Streptophyta; Magnoliopsida; Aquifoliales; Aquifoliaceae.
AUGACAGAUUUAGCUAAGAGUCUCCAUUAUGGGAAAAUUUUGUUCAUGUGGGCUUCAGAAGUGCUUCUUGCUAGAUCAUACAAGCCAAUUCAUUCCAUUCAUUUCCUUGCCAGUCAGGAGUGCAGUACCACCCUCCUGACUAUUGGCCCUUAUUCUAGGGCUAAUGGGAAAAUGGAGGGAAGAUCAUACAGAAGAAGUCGUGUUGAAGAACUGGUUGACAAAGGCAUCAGUCCUCAGCACAAGAUUUGUAUCUUUGUGAUUGAAGCGAUGGUGAAAGCUGAUAAUUUAGUGGGAAAUAAGGAGGAUUCAUAUAUUGUUUGCGCACUCAUAAUGGUUCUACCUUCCAGAGGGGUUGUAAUUUGA